Aricia agestis (brown argus) is the source of this 918-nucleotide messenger RNA. RefSeq names its product dual specificity protein phosphatase 14-like. The record is from RefSeq and is a predicted model, not a curated record. The coding region runs from base 116 to 775 and encodes 219 amino acids. Gene Ontology annotation, molecular function: protein tyrosine/serine/threonine phosphatase activity. Gene Ontology annotation, biological process: protein dephosphorylation. The transcript has 4 exons. Gene Ontology annotation, cellular component: cytoplasm. NCBI's taxonomy places the organism in Eukaryota, Metazoa, Arthropoda, Insecta, Lepidoptera, Lycaenidae.
UACAGGUGACCAAACAUUCAGUACGCGCUGAAACGGCGACGCUCGCGCACGUCUCGAGUGAAGUGAAUCGACAAAGGAGCCAUUUAUAAAAAAGAAGAAGAAGAAGUGAAUCGUAAUGAAGGUCCUGUCAGUCGUGGACGAAGUGGCCAGGGUCGGGAGUGAAAACGAACCGACGGUGCACGAGGAAAUCGGAAAAGUCACGAAGGAGGAACUUAACAGAGGCUGUCCCCUUGGCGUGUCCCGCGUGAUAGACAAUGUCUACGUCUGUGGAGCCCACUCUCUACCUGGGGCUAUUAAGGCCCUGCACCCUGGUCUGGUGAUCAACGCAGCACCAGAACUGCCUCCACCUCCGGAGGACUAUGUGCCGAUACACUUCGUGCCGUUGCUAGACACACCCAGCUCCGACAUGCUCACGUACAUGGACAGCGUUGCCGACUUGAUCAAUGAGGUCGCUAGUAGGAAUGAGAAUGUUUUGGUGCACUGCGUGGCUGGUGUGUCCCGGUCCGUCACACUCUGCCUGGCGUACCUGGUCAAAUGGCACAAGAUGACCCUCGCGGAUGCUUACCAUCAUCUCAAAAUGAGACGACCCCAAAUCCGACCGAACACGGGCUUCUUUAAACAGCUCAUCAAAUAUGAGGAGAGGCUCUUCGGAGAGUCCUCGGUGAAGAUGGUAUACUGUGAGGCAAUAGACAAGGAGAUACCGGAUGUCUAUGAACCAGACUACCGGGGUAUGAUGUGGUUCAGACAGAGAUACGGACCCAUAGAUAGAACGUGAGCUAAUGGAACCUACUGAAUAUGAGCUGGAAGUUUGAACAUCACAAAAUAUGAUUGAAAGGCUUAAUGUAAAUUAUGGUUGAAAGGUGGCAAGUCGUGAAAUACCGUAAGUCGUAACGAAUAAAAGUCAAACGAUUUUGAUAA